UGAAGAGCGCACGCGCGGGGAAGUUCCUUCCUUUCGCCUCGUUGCGCUCCUGAGAGCAAGAUGGGCCACCAGCAGCUCUACUGGAGCCACCCGCGGAAAUUCGGCCAGGGUUCUCGCUCUUGCCGCGUCUGCUCAAACCGGCACGGUCUGAUCCGGAAAUACGGCCUGAAUAUGUGCCGCCAGUGUUUCCGCCAGUACGCGAAGGACAUAGGCUUCAUUAAGUUGGAUUGAGUGAUCUUCUUGAAUGGAUUAUCCAAGCCAUCUACACAGUGGAAGCAUGCUAGCUCCUUGUACAUAAAAUAAAAAAUUCUUUAAAAAAUA
This is a messenger RNA of Carlito syrichta (Philippine tarsier), 321 nucleotides long. It is a transcript of the gene RPS29, whose product is annotated as ribosomal protein S29. Bases 61 to 231 code for a protein of 56 amino acids. Gene Ontology annotation, biological process: translation. The record is from RefSeq and is a predicted model, not a curated record. Gene Ontology annotation, molecular function: zinc ion binding; structural constituent of ribosome. NCBI's taxonomy places the organism in Eukaryota, Metazoa, Chordata, Mammalia, Primates, Tarsiidae. The transcript is spliced from 3 exons. Gene Ontology annotation, cellular component: cytosolic small ribosomal subunit; ribosome.